Molecule: messenger RNA, 778 nt
Organism: Mobula hypostoma (lesser devil ray)
Lineage: Eukaryota; Metazoa; Chordata; Chondrichthyes; Myliobatiformes; Myliobatidae
Product: interferon alpha/beta receptor 2-like
Exons: 6
Coding region: 185-778 (197 amino acids)
Biological process (GO): cytokine-mediated signaling pathway
Cellular component (GO): plasma membrane
Molecular function (GO): protein binding; cytokine receptor activity
Source: RefSeq, a predicted model, not a curated record
GGGACAGCGAGUAUUAACAACAUGCACGAAGGCGUAUCUAUUCACGGAAAUGUGUAGCGGGAGGAUAUUAAUAUCUACUCGAGACUGAAAACAGCGGCGGUCCCCAUUUGCCAGAAAGUAACGCUGAAUUUAAAGGCUUUAAGAUGUCAAUGAAGAACAGUCAGCUUUAUGGGACUCUAGCAGGAUGAUUAAAUCAGUGGUUUGGGUACUGAUAUUCAUGAAUCUCUGUUUAAAUGUUUUCAGUCAGCUGGAAGCGCCACAGAAUGUGAGUUUAAUUUCAGAAAACUUUCGGUAUAUUGUGACAUGGAAACCAGGAGCUGAGUCACCCCCAGACACACGAUACACAGUUGAGGCCUGCAACUUGAAUGCUAAAGGGAUAUUCACUCCAGUGAAAAAAUGCGCCAACAUUACAAAACUGUCAUGUGACCUAUCGCAGAGGUUCAAGUCUUUUUCCAGCCUUUACUGGGUUCGUGUUAAGAGUGUCACAAACCAGACUGAAUCUACGUGGAUGGAAUCGAAUGAGCUUCUGCCCAACCGUGACACCAUCUUGGGUCCCCCAGUUAUUCGUGUGAAGAGCAAUAUCCAAACCAUUGAAGUUACGCUUGACAUGCCUCUGACACCACACAAGCAAGGAGACAAUAAACUAAAAACAUUGAAGGAUAUUGAUCCACAUUUGAUUUAUAUUGUUAUUUUAACUGGCAAAGAUGGAAAACAGUAUAUGGACCUCAUCCCUUUGCCUAAUUAUGUUGCUGAUAUCAAUAUGUACCACACCUUCUGA